Molecule: messenger RNA, 1107 nt
Organism: Chroicocephalus ridibundus (black-headed gull)
Lineage: Eukaryota; Metazoa; Chordata; Aves; Charadriiformes; Laridae
Gene: CD79A
Product: CD79a molecule
Exons: 5
Coding region: 165-935 (256 amino acids)
Biological process (GO): B cell receptor signaling pathway; B cell differentiation
Cellular component (GO): B cell receptor complex; external side of plasma membrane; membrane
Molecular function (GO): transmembrane signaling receptor activity
Source: RefSeq, a predicted model, not a curated record
GGCCGUGGGGUGCCACUGGGGCGUGGCGGGGCCCCUCCCGCCAUGGGGCCUGCCCCCCCCGCCCCCGUUUGGGCGGUCUCGGGGCGCUGGGGCGCAUCUCCUGCCCCUGGGCCCGGGCAGACAGCGGCAGCGUGGCGGGGGCUCCCCCAAACCGGGGCGCCCCAAUGGCCCCCCCCAUCCUCCUCCUUCUCCUCCUCCACCCAGGGUGUUUCUGCUAUGCGACGACCCCAUCGUGCGGGAGGAACAACUGCACCGUGUCCCCCCCGCCGUCCCCCUUCCGCCAGAGCACGGAACACCUGACGGUGACCACCAAUGCCAGCAGCACGGCGCCCAGCUGCCCCCCCGGGGUGGUGACGGUGGACGGUGGCCCCACGUCCCGCACAGGCAACCUGGGGGACAACAUCAGCCUGGAGUGUGUCUUCAACGCCCCCUCGGGGGCCCAGGCCCAGGUGACCUGGUACCGCGUGUGCCCCUCCCAAAACUGCGGCCAUCCCGGAGAGGUGGAGGUGGCCGGCAAGGAGCCCAGCCUCAUCUUCAGCCACCUGACGCACAACGACACCGGCCUCUACUUCUGCCGGGUGGAAGCCGGCCGCGGCAUCGGCCAGUCCUGCGGCACCUUCCUGCGGGUGCGCGCAGAGCCCAAGGCCGUCCCCUUCCUCAACAUCAAGGAGGCCACCAAGAACCGCAUCAUCACGGCCGAGGGGGUCCUGCUGCUGCUCUGCGCCGUGGGGCCCGGCCUCCUCCUCCUCUUCAGGAAGCGAUGGGCCAACGAGCGGCUGCUGCAGAUGAAGAAGGCCUUGGAGGAGGAGAACCUCUACGAGGGGCUGAACCUGGACGAGUGCUCCAUGUACGAGGACAUCUCCCGGGGGCUGCAGCCCACCUACCAGGACGUGGGCAGCCUCCACCCCGCCGACCCCCAGCUGGAGAAGCCCUGAGGGGGCCGGGGGGGAAGGGGAGGGUCCCGCUGGACCCCCACCCCCUGUCGCCCCCCGACACCCUCUGCCCUGCAAGGCUUUGCUUCGUUAAACGCUCGCUCGGCCCCCCCUGCCCCAAUAAAGCUAACGAGACGGCAGACGGGGCCCUGCCUCUCCCCCCGCCCCGCUGCAA